AUGUCAUCACGAAUGUAUUGGAAUACCCCUAUUCUGUCACCAUUCCUUCUAGUUAAUCAUACCAAUAUGAAUGUGUCUAAUAAUAAAAAUUUAAAAAGAUCAAGAUCUACUGAGUUUAUUGAAAAAGCUUUGAAAAGAUCAAAACCAUUUCAAGAUGAAGAACCAUCAAAAUCUACUUUGAAUGAAUUGAGUAUCGGCAAUAGCAAUAAUAUCCAUCAUAAUCAUACACCAUGUCAAUCAUCUAUUCCAACCAACUCUAUAUACCCAAAUUCAAUGAAAACUAUAUCCAUUUCAACAAGAACUACUUCUCAUGAACCUUCUAAUGAUUAUUAUCGAUACAUGAAUGGUCUACUUCAUUCAAUUCAUAUUGAACGAUUUGGUGAUCCAGAAAGGCGAGAAAGCUGGUGGGAAGCGCCAAACAAUAAUAUGGAAAUAGAUAAAAUGGAAUCAGAUAAUGAAGAAUACCAACCUGUCAAUUCAAUAUUGAAACAGGCAUUUUUACAAAGACAUCAACCAUCAUAA
This is a messenger RNA of Cokeromyces recurvatus, 522 nucleotides long. RefSeq lists its product as uncharacterized. The coding region runs from base 1 to 522 and encodes 173 amino acids. The record is from RefSeq and is a predicted model, not a curated record. The transcript is spliced from 2 exons. NCBI's taxonomy places the organism in Eukaryota, Fungi, Mucoromycota, Mucoromycetes, Mucorales, Mucoraceae.